CAUCAUCAUCGCAUUACAGACAACUCUGCCUAUAUACACACUUUCUUGAUCUCUCUCUUCUGGACGCUUUUUACCCAGCCUCUAUUAUAACCUCCUAUCAUUCUCAACGACUCUGAGCUACAAAGUUCCAAGUUCGUCGAACGAAAUCCUCGUCAUUGUCACGAUUUGCUGCUCCUGCGCUUCUUCGUCCACCCUGCGCAAGACCAAGACCCGGACCCCUCCUAAUAUCCUCAUCCACCCCCGCCACUUCUUCCUCCUCAUCACAUCGGUGUUUUCGAGACAGCAGAUCUUAUACGCAUAAUGUCAUACGGCCCACCACAAGGCGGUGGAUACCCUCCACAAGGUCAAGGGUAUCCUCAGCAACAGCAAUGGAACGGCCCUCCUGGUCCUCCUCAAGGCAAUCAGGGCUAUCCUCCAUACAAUCAACAGCAGCAGAGCUGGAGUGCUCCUCAAGGGCCACCUCCAGGCCAAUAUAACCAAGGCGGCUGGAACGCCCCACCUGGCCCUCCCCCAGGACAGUAUCAUCAAGGCCCCCCACAGCAGCAAGGCGGUUGGGGAGGUCCACCACCACAGCAUCAUGGCGGUUAUCCUCAAGGCGGAUAUCCCCCGCCUGGAGGAUCAUAUGGCGGCGGCGGCCAGCCAGCACCACCAUCGCCAGGCUAUGACCCCCGAGCGCAAGCGCAAGGCGAUGCGUCCCGAGACGCCGAUGCCUUGCGAGCCGCAAUGAAAGGCUUUGGCACCGAUGAGGCCACUUUGAUCCGUAUCCUCUCCAAACCAGACCCAUUACAAAUGGCUUUGUUGCGGAAUACCUAUAACCAACGCUUGCGGCGUAACCUCGAAGCCGAUAUCAAAUCCGAAACCUCAAAGUACUUCCGAGACGCUCUUGUCGGAAUCGUCCAAGGACCUUUGAUGUAUGAUGUCCAUGAGGUCAACCGCGCCAUCAAAGGGAUCGGCACGAAAGAAACUCUUCUAAAUGACAUUCUUAUCGGCAGAUCCAAUGCCGACAUGCGGGCCAUCAAGCAGGCCUAUCAGCAAACAUUCCGUGAGAGCCUCGAAUCCGCCGUCAAAGGUGAUUUGUCCCUCAAAACAGAGCAACUUUUCAGCAUGGUGAUGGCGGCUACGCGGGCUGAGGAGUCGACGCUUAUUGAUCCCACUCAGGUCGACCGAGAUAGUUCACAGCUACACGGUGCCAUGGGCGCACGGAUGGGCACUGAUCAAAUUACCGUCUGCAGCAUUCUAUCUCAGCGGAGUGAUGGCCAAAUCCGGGCCAUUGCCAACAACUUCAAGCAAAAGUAUCAACGGGACCUUGAGUCGGUCAUCAAGUCGGAAUUUUCUGGCCACAUGGAAGAUGCCCUGCUGCUGAUGGUGCGUCGUGCGUGUGAUCGGGCGAUGACCGAAGCGGUCCUGCUGGAAGACACAAUGGCGGGGCUGGGGACAAAAGACAAUCUCCUGGUCUCGCGAGUCGUCAGGCUUCACUGGGAUAAAGCUCUAAUGGACCAGGUCAAACGCGCCUUCGCCCACAAGUACAAGAGGGACUUGGUUACGAGGGUUCGGGGAGAGACGAGUGGAGACUACCAAAGAUUGUUGGUCGCAAUGCUGAGUUGAGGUGCGGGAUCGAUGUUGUGAUUGAGAUUGGGCGCCAUUUGAUUGUGCGCGCCAAUUGCUGGCGGCGAUUUGCUUUCUUGCCUACUAUCGGUGGCUGUAUGAAUUUUAUGUACGAUCUGAGCGGACGGAGAACAAUGAAUGACGUUGGAACUGCCAAACAUGCCUGAGAGGAUCAUCAUGUGAAUUAUCUAGCGAUCAUCUCAUGCCAAUAGUGAUGGAGAGUGAUAAACCAUGCCUGGAGAAGUGGCUGAAUGACUAAGGCUUGACUCACCAAACAGCCUGACAUUGCUGAAACUGGGGAGAGUUCGAUGCCUCGAAGACACGAUCCCAUGUACCCACGACCGGGAUUGGAAGGGACAUGAGAGUGAUUGAGUGAGAGAGAGUCUGAGCCACCGUCACAUGCAUACUCAAUAUAGGUGCCGUCUGAUAGGCAACGCGGCCUGCAUACAGUACACUAUUACACCGGAAUCGAACGCAAAUAGUCACGGAAAAGGUGAGAGAAGUGAG
Molecule: messenger RNA, 2112 nt
Organism: Exophiala mesophila
Lineage: Eukaryota; Fungi; Ascomycota; Eurotiomycetes; Chaetothyriales; Herpotrichiellaceae
Exons: 1
Coding region: 301-1605 (434 amino acids)
Cellular component (GO): cytoplasm
Molecular function (GO): calcium-dependent phospholipid binding; calcium ion binding
Source: RefSeq, a predicted model, not a curated record